Messenger RNA from Hylaeus volcanicus, 931 nucleotides. RefSeq names its product keratin, type I microfibrillar, 47.6 kDa-like. Bases 38 to 811 code for a protein of 257 amino acids. The transcript is spliced from 4 exons. NCBI's taxonomy places the organism in Eukaryota, Metazoa, Arthropoda, Insecta, Hymenoptera, Colletidae. The record is from RefSeq and is a predicted model, not a curated record.
CUAGUUUGACUCAUUAUCCAUUCCAUAUAAGACACAGAUGUUCGAAUCAUCCGUUAACAGUUGGCGAAAGAAAGGAGAUACGAGCGAAUCGCACCUAUCCUCAACGAACAUGAACUACUUCGCACUUUGCUUCCUCGCGGCCAUUUGCGUCGUGCAGGUGAUGGCCUACAACAACCCACUGGAACAGUUGAGGCAACAACUGGAAAAAUCUAAGUCCAAUGUCAACUCGAUCGUGUCAGACAUCAAACGCACUAGAAACAGUCUGUCGUCUUCUACGAGCAGCCAACUGAGCACUAUCAGAGGUAACAGCAUGUCGACCGUAAAUAAAAACAUCGAUUCAGCGAUCAAUGAAAUUCGAGCCACCGUGGAUGCUGCUAAGGCAGAAGGAAAGGAUGUCGAACAGUGCUACAUUACUGGCAGAGAUAGUCUCAACGCUAUCAAACAAACAGCGUUGUCAGAACUCCAGAAAUGCGAACAGGAUGCACAGCAACAACUUCGACAAGCGUUGCAACCACUUGAUGCAGCAGAAAAUACUGGAAACCAAUACCUCAAUGAAUUAAACAUGGUUUUCCUUAACUGCUAUUCCUCGAAUAUUAUGCAAAUGCAAAGUUGCAUUGCCAUCAAAUUGGGAACCAUCAACGCAUCUAUCAGAACAUACGAGAACACGGUCAAUUCAUUGAAAAGAGAAGCUCAAAGAGCCGCGAACCAAGCGUACCUCUCAGCAUUCUCCUGCAACAACAGUGUAGUUACAAAUAUAUUCAGUGGAAUCUCAGGCGCAAAGAUAGCUGUAAACAGAUGCGUUAAAAGCUAAGACGACUCAAUCUUAUUAGAAGUACCUAAUAAAAAUACCUAACACAUUAUGUUUUUGUUAACACAAAUUUAACAUGUCGUUAUAUUGCCACCUUUUAAUAAAUUAUUUAUUUUUCAUAAA